CCACCAGAGUUGCCUGGCCUGGGCGGACAUCUGCAACAACUGCAGCUGCUACUUAAAGCUGGCUUUCACUGCUUUUACUGAUUAGUUCCUUGUGAGAGGCAGAAGGAUCUCGGUGUCCCUGACGGGAUUUGGACUCAUCUAGUAAUGAUAGCACUCCACAUUUUAGCUGCUCUUUUUUUCUUAGGACUCGUCCUAAAGGAGACUCAGGCCUGGGGGUACAAGAAUGGGAUACUUCACAACUCCAUUUGGCUGGAACAAGCGGCUGGAGUUUAUCACCGGGAAUCUCGCAAGGGCAGAUAUCAGCUGACAUAUAAGGAGGCCAAGGCCGUCUGCAAGUUUGAGGGAGGGACACUGGCCACUUACGAUCAGUUGGAGGCCGCCAGACAAAUAGGCUUUCAUGUGUGUUCAGCUGGAUGGUUUGAUAAAGGCCGUGUGGGAUAUCCCAUUGUCAAAUCCGGGGCCAACUGCGGCUUUGGCAGGAUUGGGAUCGUUGAUUACGGCUAUCGGCUAAACAAAAGUGAGAGAUGGGACGUCUACUGCUACAACCCUAACUCUAAAGAGUGUGGCGGAGUGCACACAGACCAGCAGAAGAUUUUGCGGUCGCCUGGAUAUCCAGACGAAUACCCCGAUGAGCAGAUCUGCUACUGGCACAUCCGUCUGCGCUACGGCCAGAAGAUCCGAUUGCGUUUCCUUGACUUUGACAUAGAGGAUGACACAGACUGCCUUAGCGAUUUUCUGGAAAUCUAUGACAGCUAUGAUGAUAUUUCAGGAUUUGCUGGAAGGUUUUGUGGGGAUGAACUGCCUGAGGACUUUAUUAGUACAGGGAAUGUUAUGACACUGAAGUUCCUCACGGAUUCGUCUGUGUCUGCAGGAGGUUUCCAGCUGGAGUACAUUGCUGUAGAUCCGGACCAGUUCUCUACAAACAACACAAGCACUUGACACCUUAGUAAACAGACAUCUUAACCUUAGAGUGUUUAUUUAAGUUAUGUGUUUGUGUUUUUAUUACUUUUAUAACCCACAGUGUUUAGAAAUGUUCAAAAUAUUCUGUUUUUGUACUUGUUUUUCAGUUGUUGUUUAUUAUUGACCGCUGUAACAGAUCAUAAUGACUAUCAGUCGUCAUAAUAAAGCAACAGUCAUUUUAUAAAAAUGAUUUUCUAAACCAACUGUUGCACACUCUCUGAUAUUUCCUAUGACUGCUUACAUGCACUUGACAUUGUUAAUAACUGUGCAUUACCCAUACUUUUAACAAAGGUAAAACAUAUACUGCCCUGAAAUUAAAUGUGCAGAAGAUUUUUGAAGAAGAUGUUUAUAAGAAAAGCUUAUUCUCCAAAGAUGGGCACUUUGACUGCUACAAAUCAGAUUUAUUGAAACGCAGUUUUAUUAGUGUAAAAAACUUAAUUAUAGAGCUCAGUUCAAUAUGGCUGGAAAAAUAUGAUGUGAAUUGUUUAUAGCUAUAGAUAAUGUUGUUGUAACACAUCCCCAGUGUGUUCUGUUAAUUAAACUGGUGAUAAAGUGUCUAUGAUGACAAGCAUAAAAAGUCUGUUCAAGAAUGUUUCUCAGCAGUUUAUUCAACUUAAUAAUAGGAAAAAUGCAAUCUGAGCCCCAGUUUAAUAAACUGUCUUCAGACUAUUUGCAGCA
Messenger RNA from Astyanax mexicanus (Mexican tetra), 1638 nucleotides. It is a transcript of the gene tnfaip6, whose product is annotated as tumor necrosis factor, alpha-induced protein 6. Gene Ontology annotation, molecular function: hyaluronic acid binding. Bases 145 to 939 code for a protein of 264 amino acids. Lineage: Eukaryota; Metazoa; Chordata; Actinopteri; Characiformes; Acestrorhamphidae. The record is from RefSeq and is a predicted model, not a curated record. Gene Ontology annotation, biological process: negative regulation of inflammatory response; cell adhesion. The transcript has 6 exons.